Messenger RNA from Amaranthus tricolor (Joseph's coat), 5574 nucleotides. Its product is annotated as pentatricopeptide repeat-containing protein At3g02330, mitochondrial. NCBI's taxonomy places the organism in Eukaryota, Viridiplantae, Streptophyta, Magnoliopsida, Caryophyllales, Amaranthaceae. The transcript has 2 exons. The record is from RefSeq and is a predicted model, not a curated record. Gene Ontology annotation, biological process: RNA modification. Gene Ontology annotation, molecular function: protein binding; RNA binding. The coding region runs from base 195 to 2837 and encodes 880 amino acids.
AAUUUUUUUGUUGUUAACUUUCUACAGUGAAGACGCAAUCGCAGACACGCUACGAAUACACCCACUCUCUCAAUCUGGAGACUUGGAAGCCCUUGAAAAGAUGAUUGGAUCUGAUUUAGAGGUUGAUGUUAAUAGUUAAAAUAAAUGAAUCUGCUGGACCUGCAUUUUGAUUUUAUUAGCUAUCAAUUUGAAAAAUGCUUAUAUCAUUUGCUGGGUAUUUCAUGGCUCCAAUUUUCAAUCUGUUUUACAGAAAAACGCUCCUUCUUUCCCUUAAUUCUUAUGUGCAAUUAUCACUCAUCAAUACAUUUUCUACUCUUGAACUAAAAAAAGAAAUAUCCCCCAGGAAGAGAACUUUUUCCCACAUUUUUCAACAAUGUACCCUCCAAAAAGCUUUAAAUCCAGGCAAACAAGCACAUGCCCAGAUGAUAAUUUCUGGGUUUCAACCCACAAUCUUUGUUACCAACUGUUUAAUUCAAUUCUAUGUAAAAUGUUCUUGUUUGAGGUGUGCUCACAAAGUGUUCGAUCAAAUGCUUGAACGAGAUACAAUUUCUUGGAACUCCUUGAUUUUUGGUUAUUCUGGAAUAGGGAAGUUGGACAUUGCACAAAAGAUUUUUGAUUCCAUGCCGACUAGGGACGUCGUGUCGUGGAAUACUAUAAUUUCAUGUUACUUACAAAGUGGAAAUCAUAAAAAAUGUGAAGAUAUUUUCUUGCAAAUGGUGAAACAUAGAUUUUGCUUUGAUCAUACUACCUUAGCUGUUGUGUUGAAAUGUUGUUCGUUUUUGGAAGAUUUUAUUCUAGGCAUACAAAUUCAUGGGCUUGCAUUGAAAAUGGGUUUUAAUAGUGAUAUGGUGACAGGAUGUGCUUUAGUUGAUAUGUAUGCUAAAUGUAAGUAUGUGGAUGAAUCUUUGAAGUUAUUCUUUGAAAUGCCUGAAAAAAAUUGGGUAUGUUGGAGUGCUGUUGUUGCUGGUUUUGUACACAAUCAAUACUUUAUUGAUAGUAUAGAAUUAUUUAAGGAGAUGCUGAGAGAAGGGAUUGGUGUUGGCCAAUCCAUCUAUGCUAGUGUUUUUAGGUCAUGUGCUGGAUUAACUGCACUAAGAUUAGGUCGUCAACUGCAUGCUCAUGCUUUAAAGUCUGACUUUAGUAAUGACAUUAUCGUUUCAACUGCUACUUUAGAUAUGUAUGCGAAGAGUCAAAGUUUACUAGAUUCUAGGAAGGUUUUCAACUCAACGUUUAAGCAUAGUGUGCAUUCCUAUAAUGCAAUGCUGGUUGGUUAUGUGCAAAGCAAUCAAGGUCUUGAAGCGUUGAAGCUGUUUCGAUAUCUGAUGGGGUCUGGGCUUGCCUUUAAUGAAAUUACUCUUUCAGGUGCUUUUAGUGCCUGUGCUGUUGCCAAACAACAGUCAGCAGGCUGUCAACUACAUGGUUUGGUUAUAAAGAGUAACUUUCAGUCUAAUGUUUGUGUAACAAAUGCGGUUUUGGACAUGUAUGGAAAAUGUGGAGAUGUUAUGAGAGCAGAAUGUAUUUUUAAUGAGAUGUGUAGAAGGGAUAUCGUGUCUUGGAAUGCAAUAAUUGCAGCUUAUGAACAAAAUGGGCUUGCAAAGGAAACUAUACGCCUGUUUGCUUAUAUGCUGGCUUGUGGGAUCGAACCUGAUGAAUUCACCUAUGGAAGUGCUUUGAAAGCUUCUGCUGGGAUUCAACCUUUAAGUUAUGGCUUAGAGGUCCAUACUAGAGUUAUAAAAUCUGGAAUGGGCUUUCAUCCUUUUGUGGGAAGUACUUUGGUGGAUAUGUAUAGCAAGCAUGGGAGGAUUGACGAGGCUAUGAAGCUUCAUGACAGACUAGAGGAACAGAACAUAGUUUCUUGGAAUUCAAUUAUUUCAGGGUGUAUACUGCAAGAUCAGAAUGAGGAAGCGCUGAAAAUUUUCACAUUGAUGCUAGAAAUGGGUAAUAAACCCGAUAAAUUUACAUAUGCAACAGUUCUAGAUACCUGUGCUAAUCUGGCAACUGUGGGACUUGGGAUGCAAAUUCAUGCUCAAAUAAUCAAGCAUAAACUCCAAGAAGAUGUGUAUAUUGUGAGCACUCUUGUUGACAUGUAUUCCAAAUGUGGCAAUAUGCAAGACUCCCAACUAAUGUUUGGAAGAGCUGUAGAACGGGACUUUGUGACAUGGAACGCGAUGAUAUGUGGCUAUGCUUAUCAUGGUUUUGCAGAAGAAGCUCUCAAAGUCUUUGACGAAAUGAAGAGAGCAAAAGUACAGCCAAAUCAUGCAACAUUUAUUGCAGUUCUCCGAGCUUGUGGUCAUAUAGGGCUUGUUCAAGAAGGCUGGGACUACUUUUGCUCAAUGCAGAGCUAUGGGUUGGAUCCUCAAAUGGACCAUUAUUCGUGUAUGGUGGAUAUGCUAGGGAAGUCUGGGAAGGUUGGCAAGGCUUUAGAGCUUAUUGAAGAUAUGCCAUUUGAGGCUGAUGAUGUAAUAUGGAGAACCCUGCUUAGUGUUUGUAAGAUUUUUGGGAAUGUAGAGGUUGCAGAAAAGGCUGCAAAAUCCAUCUGCCGAUUGGAUCCUGAGGAUUCUUCUGUCUACAUUCUUCUGGCAAAUAUAUAUGCUGAUGCAGGGAUGUGGUAUGAAGUUUCAAGGAUUAGGAAAAUGAUGAAGGAAAAUAAGGUGAAGAAGGAGCCAGGUUGCAGUUGGAUAGAGGUGACAGGCGACGUGCACACAUUCUUAUGUAAUGAAAAAGCUCAUCCAAGUCGUGAAUUGAUAUUAAAGGAACUUAGUUUGCUUUACAGUGAGAUGAGAAAGAUUGAAUAUUCACCCGAUGGUGACCCUUAUUUGAAUAUUCAAAUUGGCUAAAAACUCCAUUGAUGAAUGUUGUUAUGGAGUAUGGACUGAUAAUGAAUUAAUUGGAGCAUUGAAGGAUUGCUUGAUUAAAUUGUUGUAAUGGAAUUACAUAACAAGGUGUAUCUAGAAGAUAAUCUAAUGAUGGGUUCAGGACUCAGGAGCUCUUAUCGAAUGGAAUGGAGAAAGAAAGGAUACAGUUGCUGGAUCCACAUCCAAGAAGUGAUCAGGCUAUGACUUCAGGACUAUGUUCUAGUCAGGUCAGUUUAAGUACUUAUGAAUGGUAAAUUAUGCAGACUGUUAAGGUGAUUCGUUUAAAGUAGAGGAAAAUUUUAUGAGAUUGCAAUGUUCUUUAGGUGAUUUUUGGGUGACAUGUCACAUUAUAGAUUGUUGAAAUAGAAUUCCGUUUAAGGACAAAAACUAAUCUAUAAGGUUUAUUCACAUUUCAUACUACGGUUUUUACGCUUUUCCUGGAAGCAGAGACAUCUUCAUCCACUAGUUUCUAAUUAGCUAGCAAGGAAUAGUAUGAUUGCUAUUGUAAUAUGUCAAUAAAACUUGAUUAGUAGAUUCUUUAUUUCUUUCCUGGCCUACUAUAGGAGUUGGCUGGCCUGUCCUUAGUUCAAUAGCAAAAUGCCAAAUCCUUAAUCCCAUAAAAUGUGGUGGCCAAUGAUCUAGUCCUAGUGCUCAUCCACAUAAAUUCUCCUCCUUCAUGCAUUCUCUUCUCGUGUCAACGUUCUAGGCCUAAAUCUCUCAUAUCCUUCCACAACUUUCCAUCCAAAAAGUCUUUGACUCGAUUCUUCCACUUUUGAAAUCUCCCCCUUCCAAAUUUCAUAGGAGGGCUGUUUUUGGCCUUUGUCACACAUGCCCAAACCAAUGAAGAUAAUUUUCACUCAUAUUAUUGUCACACCGGCUGUCACACAGGCUAUGAGAGAGACCCGAUUGAUCACAUAUAAGAGGAGAAAUAGAUAAGAAUGGGUAGUGAGACCAGCUGUACAUGGGGCUGGGAAACGGGUUAUAUUCUGUUAUGUGAUGUUAUGUUGUUAGGCUGAUUUGUACAGCUGUCAAGGGUAGUUAUUAGGUGGCGAGCUAGGGCUAUAAAAGCCAACACUCUUGUAAUAUUGAGGAUCAUCAAAGUAUUGAAUAAGAAGGAAUAACAUAGGCAGUUAGAAGCAGACUCGAAUUGCUCAUUUCUGACAGUAGCAUUCUGAUCUGUCUAUUUGCAUUCUGAUCUUGGAGAGAAUCUUGGUCUGAAUUUCAGUCUAUUAAAAUUAUCUUCAAGGUUUGCAACUUCCAACCUAUAUGUCCUCAUGUCUUAGCUAUGUUUAUUCAUCUAUCGUAGCAUGCACAUCUCAAUUACCCCUGUCUUCCUACUACAAUUUUUUUGCCAACAUUUCGAACUAUACAAUAACGUUGAUCUUAUAGCUGUUUGAUUUCGUACUUCUCUACUUGACUCAACCACACUAGAUCCUAUGCGUCAAAUUUUUUUCGAAAUUUCUGUUGCUCUGAAAGAUAUACCUAGAUACUUGAAACAUUCAUUCGACUGUAAUGCCAUCUCCCUUAAUAUUAACACAUAUUUACUUGAUUUGUUGGUGUAAAACGGGUAUUUUAUAUACUCACUCUUACAUCAACUUAGUCUAAAUUCUCUUGAUUCCAACUUUCGCCUCCGCACUCUGAUUCACAAAGAGAGAUACCAAGUGGAUGUGAUGGUUCUGUAUUCACGAAAUUUAAUGAUUCACAAAAUUUGAGUUUGCGACAAAUGAGAUGAUGAUUAUUGCUCUUAUCAAUUGACAUUGGGAAAGGUGUUGUCUGCGAAACAUCACGAUGCCCUGGAAGCUUCUGAAUCUAAUGAUCUCAUCAUAAUCUGCCGUUGCAAAAAGGAUACAGUUCGUAUGUUUCGGAUCCAAAGAUGGGCCAACUCGGAGUACUUGACAAUCCCAACUACCAAAGAAAGAUACCAUUUAGCUAUGAUCACCGUUCAAUCAGAAUGACAUGGUGUUUUUGACUGUAAACCCCUGGGUUUGAUAUGGGCUCAAUUUCCCGAGGUUAGUAUAAAAUUUCUUCUUUGUUUUGGAUCUGCUCAACUUGUAUCCAAAUUAUGUAGAUCUCAUAAUAUGUAAACCCACCAUUUCAUUUGCGGAGAAUACCAUAUACACGCAUUUGUACAUUUGCACGAGUCUCUGUAUAGGUUGUAGGGACUAAGAAACCAGGAUUAGUAAUAUCUUGACUCGGGCAUAGCUGCAUAGUCUUAGUCGGUGUGCAAUAUCCGCUUUUUCAGGGAGAUAGAUGCAUUUGUGAAAAAUCUAACAAUUGUUUUAUGUGACAGCAUUACAAUUUGAUGAACACUAUAAUGUUCGAUAACUUGAGAAGAAAUUUUGUGAUGAACCCACAGAAUGGACUGACAAUCAGACCCUUCAGAAAAGCUCGUGCUAAUAGACGGAGUGAUAAUGAACUAAUAAAGCUCAUACAAUAUCUGUUUCUGUCGCGGAAGUUGAUGAUCUCAGUGCCCUUGAUCACCGUAGAUUGGAAUAAUACACUGAUGAUAAUUCGAAACAAUGCAUCUUCUAUUGUUCUAAUGUUAUAGACUGUGGCAACGGAAGUUGAAUUGUAUUGUAUUAUCAAGAUUAUGCUUUUUUUUUUCUUUAAAAGUUAUGUUGUUGCAGUCUUGCUGAUCAUCAAGUUCAUGAUUAGUAGUAUAAUUUUACUGGGGUGUUUCUGUAAAACAGAUUGAUGAGAAAAUUAUGUUUAUUUUGGG